Dendroctonus ponderosae (mountain pine beetle) is the source of this 542-nucleotide messenger RNA. RefSeq lists its product as uncharacterized. The transcript has 2 exons. The coding region runs from base 12 to 443 and encodes 143 amino acids. Lineage: Eukaryota; Metazoa; Arthropoda; Insecta; Coleoptera; Curculionidae. The record is from RefSeq and is a predicted model, not a curated record.
CAAUUUUUCCAAUGAAGCAAGAGCAGUUUUCACACAGAACACAAUUCCAGCGUGGAGAUUUGAUGGAUCACGUCUACUUCAUCAGUACUGGAACAGUGGCAGUUUUCAAUGAAGAUCGAUGUGAAAUGAUCCAUCUGACCGAUGGAGACGAAAUAGGGAUCAGAAGCGUCACUUCGUUUUAUGAUGUUUAUUUUACAUACACGUACGUUUCUAUUGAAACUACCGAAAUGUAUACGAUCCCUACUAAGGAUCUCAGGGAUAUUGUUUAUUCCAAGAAAGACAUUUUGAAGUUCUUUCGAAGGAAAGUCCAAGAAAGGGCGGACAGAUGGAAAAAAAUUGAGACUGUUGCAACCGCUCAAGGUACCGACUUGUGGUCGGAAUUGCAACGUCGAAGGGUGCUGGAACAGCCUCGCAUCAGAACCAGGUUCUUCGAUUACCAAUAAUUUAUUAUUCGAUUUUGUUCUUUAUAUAAUUAUGUGCUCUUUUUACAUGUUCACAUUCUGAGUCGCUCAUCGGUAAAUAAAACCAGUUUUUUGGGACAA